AUGGACACUAUUGAGAAGCCAGAGUUACAGCCCAUAUCUGGUGCAUUUGAGGAGCUGACGGGUCCAACUUUCUCGGAAGAAAACGAGUCGUUACCUGACUUUGGGAAUAUAGAGCUGAAUGAAUUGGAAAAUGAGAAAAAUUCAGAAUCCCCAGAACCACAAGAAAAUCAAAAACCACAAGAACAACAGUCAAAAUUGGACCGAGAAGAAACUAUUAUACGGAGAUUACGGGAUAUUCCACUAGACAAACUAAAAGAAAUUCUUACUAACCAGUUGGAUCUUGAGAUUCGCUUGAAACAUCAUGAAUUGAAACUCAGUGAGGCUGAAUUGAGCAAAAUAGAGUCUCAGAUGAUUGUACUUCGAAAGUUUUUUGAAAUUCCCAAUGAAGUGAAAAUCGAAGGUGAACCAAGCGAGUUCACGUUAAAAUAUUUUGACAUUCUCAACAAAUCACUAAAUGUCACGUAUAAUGAUCUCAAGAAACAGCAGCUGUUAGUAAAUGUAGAUAGUACAGCUUUUGGUCUUUUCAAGCCAGACUAUAUGGGAGACAAGUCUGAUGUAUUUCUGGGAGAUUUGGCAUCUGGUGGCCAUUCUUAUCGUACUAGAUCUACAACUUCGUCAUUGAGACCUACCCAAACCUAUACUGGAGCGUCCGCUCCUGGAAACUAUAGCUCAGUAAAGUUUAACCAGAAUUUGGGCUGUUUGUACCGCAGAACCGAUGGAAUAAUUGUCAAAUUGACAUGUCCCGAUUGUCAACGAAGUAACUUCUCUUCAGCCCAAGGAUUCUUGAACCAUAGUAGAAUAGCCCAUUCUAAAGAGUACACUUCUCAGGAUGCAGCAGCUUUGAAAUGCGGAGAAAUCAUCCCGGAAGUCAAACAAGACGCCGAAGGUGAACUCAGCUUGCUGAAACUCAAAGAGAAAGGCAUAGAUCCUAACAAAAAUCUCAAUGUCAACGAAAUCUACUUCAACGGUUUGAGCAACAGCUUGAACACGGUGCACAACUCAGCACAAUCCUCUAGUAGAAAAAACUCGUCACCUUCAUCUUCUAAUGAAUGCGCUAAGGCAGCUGAGGAAACAAGUUCCAUCUGUAACGAAAUAGCAAGAUCGGUGAGCGUUGAGUCUCUCGCAACUUCUGCAACACCAGAAGCCGUUCCUCAGCAGAAUUCAAAAAAUCAAGCAGAAAGCGAAUUGCUAAAAAAACUCAUAAAAGAAGGAAAGAUGAAGAAAGAAGACUUUGAGCAAUUUGUCUCAGAGACUCGAAAACCAGUGGCAAAUUCUCAUCUCUUCGAAAACGAAGUAGAAGAAGAAAAUGACUCAGAAACUUCAGCAGUUUCAACUCCUGCUGUUACAAACUCGAGGACCAAAAUGAAACGACGUCAAUCACGUGGAGGCAUAAAUAUCUCCAUAACAAGAGGAGACUCGGGACUCGAAAUCGAAGACGUAGAUGAAGACGACUUCGACGAAAAUACGGAAAACAAAGAGCCAACGGACAAAAAGGAUACGAAACGUAGACGCAAAAGCUAA
Molecule: messenger RNA, 1521 nt
Organism: Scheffersomyces stipitis CBS 6054
Lineage: Eukaryota; Fungi; Ascomycota; Pichiomycetes; Serinales; Debaryomycetaceae
Gene: NUF1
Exons: 1
Coding region: 1-1521 (506 amino acids)
Source: RefSeq, a predicted model, not a curated record